GAAAGCCUCUGUUUGCCAGGGAAAUCGAAUAAACACGGACCUUGUACAGAAGAAACAGCGGCAAUGCCAAGCAGUUUAAAUUCGAUUUCAGGUGGAUCCCAUUCUAGUGGAUCCCGCAGAGGUAAAACUCGGCAAUAUCGCACCUUAAACCAACAUUCACAUGUUGAUGAAUGUCUUUUCGGAGAGCCACACUCCCAGCAAAUGAGACAUGCCAAGCUGAAAGAGAGUUUCAUGAAUUCACAGGAAAUACCAUCAUAUAAUCAAGGUAUAUCUAUCGAGCACCUGGCACAUGAGAGAAAUGCAAAUCGUAGGAAUGGCCAGGGCAAGAAACAGAAGGAGCUUGUGACAGUUAUAACCAAGGAUCUCAUCAGAAAAUUAAUCGUUCCCUCUGAGGACCCAUCUGGUGAUUCCAUUAUCAUUCCCAGAGAACAGUUUUUCCGUAUCCUUCAAGCAUCCAGGGUCUUGUCUAAGGAAGAGAGGGAAGCAGAGGCGGAGAAACAGAGACAAGAAAGAGACAAGGCUAUGGAUGAUGCCCAGGAACGUAAGAAUCGCCUGAAGCAGCUGGACAUCACUCGGCACAAAAAUGCUAAACUCAACGACUUGGAGGAAGAAGCCAAGGAAAGAGCAGAACACCUACUUGCCAAAGCCAAUGAGCUCAGGCAGGAGCAGGAAGAAGAGAUCAAGAAGCUGAAUGAGGCAAUUCUAAAUGCCAAAUGCCAUGCUAUUCGUGAUGCACAGCUUUUGGAGAAGGAGCAAAUCAAGAAGGAGAUGACCGAAGAAGAGAAACGACUGGAUAUUAUGAUGGAGGUUGAUCGCCAGAAUGCCCUUAAACUGUAUGAAGAGAUUGAGAAGAGGAGAAAAGAGGAACAGCUCAUUGGUGCUGCCAAGCUCCUGGAGCAGAUUGACGAGGUUGAAAAGGAGAAGUUAUUUGAGCUGGAACGGAAGGACCAGGAAAAUUUGCAGAUGCAGAG
Candidula unifasciata is the source of this 971-nucleotide messenger RNA. The record is from the annotation of a GenBank genome assembly. NCBI's taxonomy places the organism in Eukaryota, Metazoa, Mollusca, Gastropoda, Stylommatophora, Geomitridae.